UUUUGACUUUUUAAUUGAAAAGAAAACCACUAAACGAUUCUAUUACCUAUUCUCCAUAUUCCUCCAUCAUUUCUUUUUAACUGCCUAUCUAAAAAAAGAAAGCAGUUAAGAAAACCUUAAACUACCAAUAACCUAAUUUGACCAUACAUAUACAAGAAAAGAAAACAAAACAAAAUCACCUAAAGAAAAAUUAUCAUCAUGGCUUCCAAAAUCAUUUUCUUUGUAGUAGUUCUUGGCAUGAUUUCUAAAAGUAAGCAAGCCUCAGAAUUUGUAAUCCAAUCGUGCGAGAAAACUUUAUAUAAAGAUCUAUGCAUAUCGGCCUUAGGAUCAGCCCCGGCAACUACUAAAGAUUUGCAAAGCUUAACAAAUUAUGGACUCGAUCUGGUCUCCUCGGAGGGAGCUGAACUGCUCCAACGGUGCAACGAAUUGCUGAAAACAGCUUCUGAUCAGAAAGUGAAACAAAAGUUGACAGAUUGUUCUCAGACAUAUCAGACAGAGAUCGAUGAACUUAAGGAGUCACGUGUCGCUGCUGAUACUGAAUCUUAUAAUGAUGUUCAUACACGUGUGGCUGCUGCCAUGAAUGCCGCAGAAUGGUGCGAGGAGGGUUUUAAGGAAACACCAGCAACACAAUCUCCAUUAACGGCUGAGAAUACGAGGUUUAGCCAGUUAUGUAGUGUUCUUUUAACAUUUUGCAAGCUUUUGGUCUUACCUCCUAAGGAGUAAGCCAUUAAAAAUCCCCUCAAGAUUUUGUUGAGAAAUAAAAAUAUAACGUAAGAUUUGACAUGCAAGGAAAAUAAGAGAUUAGAAUAGGAAACUGCAGAAUAUCUGGAAGUGAGAUUUUGUUAGAUUUCAAAUAAAUUUCUUGAAAUUGUAUUAGAUAUGGAAGAGAGAUUUUGUUAGAUCUCAAAUAAAUGCUCAUAAGAUCUUCAAAACAGAACAAAUAUGUGAAAAAUAGAGAGGAAAAAGAAAUUAAAAUUAUUAGUUCUUCCAGCCAUAAUCAGAACUUAGUUACUGUUUGAUUA
Jatropha curcas is the source of this 1022-nucleotide messenger RNA. RefSeq names its product pectinesterase inhibitor. NCBI's taxonomy places the organism in Eukaryota, Viridiplantae, Streptophyta, Magnoliopsida, Malpighiales, Euphorbiaceae. The record is from RefSeq and is a predicted model, not a curated record. Gene Ontology annotation, molecular function: enzyme inhibitor activity.